CAACCCCACCCGUUUCAGCUCCUGGUCUAUACUACUCCGUAUACAUUUCUGAAAUCCGUUGGCUGCUCACCGUCACCGUUGCAGCUUCUCUCGAUCGAAAUUCGGGUCAAUGGCGAAUUGGAUACUGAUCACAAUUACUACGCCAGUUCUUUCCCUUGUGCUGUGGCUCACAAUAGUCGUGCUCAAUGGGCGGAGAAACAGGAAGAAAGCAAUUGGAUUCUUCCACCCUUAUACCAAUGACGGCGGAGGCGGAGAGCGAGUCCUUUGGUGUGCUGUAAAGGCCAUCCAAGACGAAUGCCCUGACCUCAUCUGCGUUAUUUACACUGGCGACCAUGAUGCUUCUCCCGAAAGUCUUAACGCUCGGGCCUUUGAUCGAUUUGGUGUCAGACUGCUUAAUCAUCCUCAGGUGGUCCAUCUAUAUAACAGAAAAUGGAUCGAAGAGACCAUGUAUCCUCGAUUUACAAUGAUUGGUCAAAGCCUUGGAUCUGUCUAUCUCUCGUGGGAAGCUCUUUCCAAGUUUACCCCUUUGUACUAUUUAGAUACGAGUGGAUAUGCUUUUACUUAUCCAGUUGCCAGGAUGUUUGGCUGCAAAGUUAUGUGCUACACUCAUUACCCUACAAUCAGUUUGGACAUGCUGUCACGUGUUCAUUCUCGGAGUUCUAUGUACAAUAAUGAUGCCUUGAUUGCUAAGAGUGCCUUAUUGUCUAGGUGCAAAGUUGUUUAUUAUACAAUUUUUAGCUGGAUGUAUGGAUUUGCUGGUUCCUGUUCACAUCUUGCAAUGGUGAACUCCUCGUGGACGCAAUCUCAUAUUGAAAAGCUAUGGGGAAUAACAUCUCGUACUAGGAGGGUGUACCCUCCUUGUGAUACUUCAGGUCUUCAGGUGCUCCCUCUUGAAAGGCAAAUGGAUUGUCCAAAGAUUAUAUCUGUAGCUCAAUUCCGUCCAGAAAAGGCUCACCCUCUCCAAUUGGAGGCUUUUGCUCUUGCCAUAAAAAAGUUGGAAGUGCACCUACCUAGACCUAAGCUCCAACUUGUGGGUAGUUGUAGAAACGAAGCAGAUGAGAAUAGACUUCAAAAUUUAAAGGGCAUGGCGAAACAACUAAAUGUUGAAUCUGAUGUGGAGUUCCAUAAGAAUUUGAUGUACAGUGAUCUUGUGAGACUUUUAGGUGGUGCUGUUGCCGGUAUACAUUCCAUGAUAGAUGAGCACUUUGGCAUAUGCAUUGUGGAGUACAUGGCUGCAGGAGCCAUACCAAUUGCUCAUAAUUCUGCUGGCCCGAAGAUGGACAUUGUUUUGCCUCAAGAUGGAAAGCAGACUGGAUUCCUGGCGCAAGAUGUUGAAGAAUAUGCUGAUGCCAUCAUUGAAAUCAUUAAGAUGUCUAGUGCCCAAAGGUUGGAGAUGGCAACAGCUGCAAGGAGACGAGCUUCUUUGUUCUCAGAGGAAAGAUUUUAUGUCGAUUUUAAAGCUGCGGUUCGACCAAUCUUGUCCCACAGGUCCCAUUGAUCUUACAAUUGUUCCUAAAUAGGAAUUGGAUGCUAACAAGCCUGCCCACACGCUCACACACACGUUCAUAUAAAAUGAAACAUGCUAAAGAAUUGUGGUGCUCUUAUAUCAUAUGGGCCAUAUAAUCUCUUUUAGGUCAAAUCUUCCUGCUUUUUGACACAUACUUGUUUUUUUACCGAUACAGCAUGUGGUCUUAGCCGCGUAAUGUUUUUUUGUUAACUAAGAACAUUUUUACUUUAGCAGUCAGUUUUUCUUCAAUCGAUUGAAUGUCGGUUCGUUAGGUCAUUUUAUUUCAUUUUCAAUGCUGAAAGUUGUUUGUUCACCAAGUGCAUAAUUCGACAUUUUAUUUCUUGUUCGAUUAAUAAAUAUAUUAGUGUUCCC
Molecule: messenger RNA, 1879 nt
Organism: Cuscuta epithymum
Lineage: Eukaryota; Viridiplantae; Streptophyta; Magnoliopsida; Solanales; Convolvulaceae
Source: the annotation of a GenBank genome assembly